AUGUCGCGGACAAUUUAUUUAGCUUUUGAUUCGGCAAUUCAACGUUGCUUGAGAGUAUUUGAAUCAGGUGGUGUGGUUGCUUUGCCAACAGACACAUUAUAUGGCGUAGUCACUACUAUACCAAAUUCUGACAAACUUUAUAGGCUCAAACGUCGCAGUUAUUUCAAACCUCUCGGUCUAUUCAUUGCUAAUACCUUUGAAGUGCAGAGUAAUCAGUUGCAAAAAUUAUUACCAGGACCAGUGACAUUGAUUUUUGAGCGUUCUGCUGUUCUGCCGAGAGACUUUAACCCUAAUCACAGUACAGUGGGCAUUCGUAUCCCCGAUCACGAUUUUAUUCGUUCCCUUGCUCUUCACUUAAAUGAUAUUCCGCUUGCACAAACUAGUGCUAACAUUUCUAAUGCUCAAAAUAAUCCACUUUGUAUUGAUGACUUUACUGAUUUGUGGCCACAAUUGGACUUGAUUCGUCCUGAUGGUACACUAAAUUAUGAGGGUAGUACAGUAGUGAAUUUAAGCAUACCCGGUACCUUCAGUAUUGUUCGGGAUGGAUGGUAUGUUUAUUUAAUUUGA
Thelazia callipaeda (thelaziosis nematode) is the source of this 567-nucleotide messenger RNA. Lineage: Eukaryota; Metazoa; Nematoda; Chromadorea; Rhabditida; Thelaziidae. The record is from the annotation of a GenBank genome assembly.